ACUCCUGUGGUUUCAUCACUAUAACUCAAGGUUUCAUCACUAUCUCAUUCUCUUCUCUUUGCCGAAUCUUCGUCUCUUUGCUUUCUUCUACGCUUCACUUCACUUCAUCCUAUUCGUCACCCACAAUAGCGGAUAAAGCAGUCACCAUACGAACCAGAAAGUUCAUGAUCAACCGGCUUCUCUCCAGGAAGCAAUUCAUUAUUGAUGUUCUUCACCCAGGAAGACCAAACGUCUCCAAGUACAUUUGUCUCAUCCGCCAUUUCAGUACCUCAAAUUCUUCUUGGAAUGGUUCCGUUGCCCCUUCCAAAGAUGACUAUUUUGCCGCGAUCCACCAUAUCUCCCACAUUGUCCGCCGAGACUUCUACAUGGAGCGCACUCUCAACAAGCUCCGAAUCUCCUACCUCAAUUCUGAGCUUGUUUUCAGAGUCCUUCGUGCUUGCUCCAACUCUGGUACUGAGUCUUUCCGUUUCUUCAACUGGGCUUGCACUCACAACCCCUCUUACCAACCCACUACCCUUGAAUUCGAAGAGCUCGUCAAAACCCUAGCUCGGACCAAGAAGUAUGCCACGAUGUGGAAAGUUCUUCAACAGAUGAAGAUGCAGAAUCUGAAAAUUUCACCGGAAACGAUAUCGUUCAUAAUUCAAGAGUAUGGUAAGCAGGGCCUCGUCGAUAAUGCGGUUACCAUAUUCAAUCAAUGUUCUAAAUCUAUUGAUUGUCCACAAACAGUUGAGGUGUAUAAUGCGCUACUUUUUGCGCUUUGUGAGGUUAAGAUGUUUCAUGGAGCUUAUGCGUUGAUUAGGAGGAUGAUUAGAAAAGGGGUAACUCCUGAUAAAAAGACUUAUGGAACUCUUGUAACUGGAUGGUGCUCUGCGGGAAAGAUGAGGGAAGCUCAGGAGUUCUUGGAGGAAAUGAGCCAGAAGGGGUUCAAUCCUCCUUUGCGAGGUCGUGAUCUUUUGGUAGAAGGAUUGCUGAAUGCAGGGUAUUUUGAAUCUGCUAAGGAUAUGGUUAGAAAAAUGACUAAAGAAGGAUCUGUGCCUGAUAUAGGGACUUUUAAUUCUUUGAUUGAUGUUAUAUGCAACUCUGGAGAAGUUGAUUUUUGCAUUAAUAUUUUUCACGAGGUGUGCAAGUUGGGGCUUUGUCCUGAUAUAAAUACUUACAAGAUUUUGAUUCCAGCAACUUCAAAAGUAGGUAGGAUUGAUGAAGCAUUCAGGCUUUUGCAUUGCUGUAUUGAGGAUGGACAUAUACCGUUUCCAAGUCUUUACGGACCAAUACUUAAAGGAAUGUGUAAAAGGAGUCAGUUUGAUGAUGCAUUUUGCUUUUUCAGUGAUAUGAAACGUAAGGGGCAUCCGCCAAAUCGGCCGGUGUACACAAUGUUGAUAACAAUGUGUGGACGUGGAGGGAGAUUUGUUGAUGCUGCUAAUUACUUGAUGGAAAUGGCUGAAUUUGGUUUACCUCCAAUUUCAAGGUGCUUUGAUAUGGUUACAGAUGGAUUGAAGAACUGUGGGAAGCAUGAUUUAGCUAAGAAGAUCGAGCAGCUUGAAGUUUCUAUUCGAGGCAUUUGAUCUUGUAGUAAAAUAAUAAGCAAGCACUUUUUGUGCUUGAAGGAUGUGGUUGAAAUGGAUAUGAAAAACAACAACUAUGGAAGUCGGAAAAAGGACAAACAAAGAAUUGUAACUCUUAGGAAAUUCCUUUUAAUCACUCUUAUACAUGUGGAGAGAGAUCAGAGAGAGGAAGUCACACUUGAGGUUAUCAACCAGCGAAUUAUCAACAUUUUCAGAUGUACUAUAUGGAUUGCGUAGGAUUGUGGCUGAGACUACUGCUCUCUAGAUCAUUGAUGUUCUUCACCCAGGAAGAUCAAACGUCUCUAAGGCAGAACUGAAGGAAAAGUUAGCAAGAAUAUAUGAUGUGAAGGAUGCAAGUGCAAUUGUGGUCUUUAAGUUCGGAACUCACUUUGGAGGUGGAAAAUCAACUGGGUCCAUUUUGAUUUAUGAUUCUGUUGAAAAUGCCAAAAAAUAUGAGCCCAAGUACAGGCUAAUCAUGGCAAUUUCUUUUCCUUACUAAUAUUUUAUAUUUCCAUCUUGUGAGUUGUGAUUUGGUAGAUCUUUACAAUGUUAUGAAUUGAUUUUGUACAUAAAGGAAAGAAUCCUGUUAUUGAUCCUUCAUUCAUGUUUAUCCUCUGAUGGGUGAAUGCGUUAUUUA
Benincasa hispida (wax gourd) is the source of this 2199-nucleotide messenger RNA. RefSeq names its product Pentatricopeptide repeat (PPR) superfamily protein. Gene Ontology annotation, molecular function: protein binding; structural constituent of ribosome. The record is from RefSeq and is a predicted model, not a curated record. Lineage: Eukaryota; Viridiplantae; Streptophyta; Magnoliopsida; Cucurbitales; Cucurbitaceae. Gene Ontology annotation, biological process: RNA splicing; translation. Gene Ontology annotation, cellular component: ribosome.